CUAUAUCUACUGUAUAAGUUUGUGUUGCUGCUCCGGGCAGACAGGAGGAGGAAUGUUGAAUAGGAAAUCAGGAGUGUAUUUGUAUAAGUAGAGCGAUAUACUGUCUCAGUGACAUCGUGUCUUUUUCGAGCUGUACAGUGAGCGUACGUUAAAUGCAAACCUGGAGACCGAUCAGACCCUCGUUUUCUUGUAUAUGUACUGUGGGAACUUGUGUCCUUCUCGUAUCUGAUUAUUAAAACGACUUGAGUGAAAGGGAGAAAUUGUCAAGAUGGCAGCAGCAGCAGCAGCAAGAGAAAUGAUAAUGUGCUGGCUGUAAUCGUUCUGCUUUGCCAAAUUUUUUUUUUUCCUGAACAAUUUGCAAUCUUUAGGCAACGUGGAAGCCAUUAUUUCAUAUCGUUGGAUAAACCCGAACCACCGGAGAGCUGCAAUUAGCAACUGUUUCUAUCCAGCCCAGAGCCCAUAUUUCUGGAUGCUGACGCUCUGCACUGCUCUUUAGAUUUGUAGUUGCAUUGCAUCAGUGCGGCAUAGGAUUUUCAAUGAUUUACAACUCGGAUUGGACUGGUGGUUACAAAGUAGUGAUAUUUACAACAGAAAAAAGUAUUGUGGCUGACAGAAUAUAAACACAAAGAAAGACUGCCAUAACUGUCACAGUGGAAUAUACGUUUGAUUUCCAAUUGGACUGGGCACAAUCGACUUUACAACAGUGAAACAUACGUGACGCGCGUGUUAAAAUGUGUGUAUAUUUACAUUCAUGUUGAUAAAUGCGUAAUGUCACGCUUGUUUUCUUUAACAAAAUAAAACAAAUUUGUGGUGGACAAAAAUUAGAUUUUUGUUUUUUCAAGAUUUUUUUUAAAAUUUACUUUUGGAAGCGCAUUCAUGGAAAGUGACUUUGAUAGGAAUCUCAUAGUAAUUAAUUGACAGAUCAGUUUUGCAGCAGAGAACAGACCAGUGAUUGAAAACGAAGAUGGCAGAACCACCUCCCACUGACCCUCUCGACUCCCUAGAUGUUGAAAUAGACCCCGAUUUUGAGCCUCAGAGCAGGCCGAGGUCUUGCACCUGGCCCUUACCUAGACCAGAGUCCAAUGUGGGCAAACCCGAAUCCACAGACAAUGCCAUCAUCCCGGAGGAGGAAGAUGACGAAGAUGAUACCGCCAAUUCCAUGACCAUCAAUACCAACGGCAUCCUUAGCAACACCAGCAUCAACGGGGAAGACCAACACAGCCCCAAUGUUCUCCUUGUGGAAGAAAUGGGCGCAGCGUCGUCUGGCCCAGAGAACUCGGGUUCCCCGCUUUCGUCCCAUUCACCCAACGCAGUUGGAAACGGUGCCAGUGUUGCAGGGGGGUCCCAGCAGCAGAGAAAGACAUCUUCUCGCCGGAAUGCCUGGGGAAAUCUCUCUUACGCUGACCUGAUUACCAAAGCCAUAGACAGCACGCCAGAUAAAAGACUGACCUUGUCUCAAAUCUAUGACUGGAUGGUCAGAUGUGUUCCUUACUUCAAGGAUAAAGGCGACAGCAACAGCUCCGCUGGGUGGAAGAACUCGAUCCGCCACAACUUGUCUCUGCACAGCCGCUUUGUCCGGGUGCAGAAUGAGGGCACGGGGAAGAGCUCCUGGUGGAUGAUCAACCCUGAUGGAGGGAAAGGAGGCAAGGCUCCACGGCGGCGGGCCGUCUCCAUGGACAACAGCAACAAGUACACCAAAAGCCGGGGCAGGGCCGCCAAAAAGAAGGCGGCUUUGCAGGCUGCCCAGGAUGGGGGAGCUGAGAGCCCCUCCAACCAGCUCUCCAAAUGGCCUGGCAGCCCCACAUCCCGCAGCAGCGAUGAGCUGGACACCUGGACUGACUUCCGCUCGCGCACCAACUCUAAUGCCAGCACCAUCAGUGGACGCCUCUCACCCAUCCUUGCCAACCCAGAACUGGAUGAGGUGCCUGAUGAUGACCCUCAGCUCUCCCCCAUGCUUUACUCCAGCCCUACCAUCCUGUCUCCUUCCGUCAGCAAGCCCUGCCCUGUGGAGCUGCCACGGCUCACAGAAAUUAACCUCAAUGACGGGCUUUCUGAUAACCUCAUGGACGAUCUUCUGGACAACAUCAGCCUGACUCCUACCCAGCAGCCCUCCCCAGGGGGUGGCAGUAGCAGCAGCAGCAGCAAUGGGGCCAUGCAGAGGAGCUCCAGCUUCACCUACGGCACCAAAGGCACGGCUCUGGGCUCUCCUUCUGGCAGCUACAGCAACUCCAUUUUCAGCCCUCCAUCACUCACUGCACUACGCCAGGCACCCAUGCAGACCAUUCAGGAGAACAAGCAGGCUACCUUCUCCUGCAUCUCCCAUUUUGGCAACCAGACCCUGCAGGACCUUCUCAGCUCCGACUCACUCAGCCACAGCGACGUCAUGAUGACCCAGUCGGACCCGCUCAUGUCUCAGGCCAGCUCUGCUGUCACGUCCCAGAACUCCCGCCGGAACAUUAUGCUGCGCAGCGACCCAAUGAUGUCCUUCACCGCUUCCCAAUCCAACCAGGGAAGCCCAGUCAAUCUUGGCAGCCUGCUACUCCACCAGCCCCAAUCUCCAAGCUUGUCGCUAGGGGGCAGUCAGGCUAACUUGUCCCAAGCGGUCAACGGGGGCAUUGGCCUAACUAACGAGACCAACAAUCUGGUUUCCAUCAAAUACCAGCUUCAGUCUCCCAGCGGUGGUAACCAAUCUAUGCAAAUCGGCCUCUCUGACUCUUCCUUGUACUCCAGCAUUAGUGGCAGUGGCAUCAACCUUCCUAAGAUAAACCAGGACAAGUUCCCCACCGACCUGGACCUGGACAUGUUCAACGGCAGCCUGGAGUGUGACAUGGACUCAAUCAUCCGCAGCGAGCUCAUGGACGCUGACGGCUUGGACUUCAACUUUGACUCGCUCAUCUCUGCUCAGAAUGCCAACCUUAACGUGGGGAACUUCGUUGGUGCUAAACAGGCUUCAUCCCAGAGCUGGGUUCCCAGUUGAAACACAUCUCUCUCUUUAAAGAGUGGAGAUGGGCAAAUCAGAUCUGUAAUGUGAUGCAAGACCCACCACAAUACCCUUUGCCAAAUCAGCUGUCAGCACGACGUGGAUAGUAAUCUGUUUACAGAACACCAUUUCUGAGAAUCAAAUCAUUGUCCCUACAUAACGAAGAGACACGGCCAACAGAAGAUCUUGAAUUCAGCCUAAAUGAAGUUCCCAGCAAAAAAUACAUAAAGCAAUUUAUUUCAAACGUAUGCAAUCUUUGAGACAACCGGAAACAAAAACGUGCACCUACAGUAGAGCGAUAUAUUGUUAAAAAAAAGAUGCUUUCAAGUAUAAUGUAGCCUUUUAUAGUACAGUAAUUUCUGUAAAAAAAAUUAAAAAAAAAAAAAAAAACUGUCCUGUGGUAUUAUCUUAUACAGUGGUAUUAUCUUAUACAGUGGUUUUUGGGGUGUUUUAGUUGUUACUUUCCCCAUAUUCUUUUUUUUAGUGUGUUUAAUGUGUAAUGUUUUUAUUAGCCACAUUUUAACAAUUACCUUUGGACUCUGCUCAACUAAGAGAAGAGUGCAUUGGUAAUAAAAAUAAAUAAAUAAACAAAUAGACAGAAGAAAGGAGAAAUCAAUAUAGUUGAUUGGACUGACAUGUCUUGCAAGCCUUCAAGAGCUGGCGCCUUGAUUAUUAUAAUGAAGUGAUGCAAGACCCAAGAAUGGUUUUGACUGAGGACUAUUUUUUUUUUUUUUCAAAAAUGGUGCACCCCUGUUUUAUAUUUUUUCUCUCUUUCUUUUUUUGAUUUUAUCCCCUAAUGGUACAUCUUUCGCAAAGCAACGAUUCAGGACACAUUAUAAAUGUGUGUGUAUGUUACUGUAGCAGUAUUGUCAAGAUUCUGUCUGGUCUAAUACAGUGCUUAGGAAGGGGGGACUGUCUGUAAUAAGGCUUUGCUGACUCAGUACAAUAUAAUAUGUAGCCAAAACCUGAUCCAGCAUUGAAUAUGAUGCUUCACUUGGAAGGUGCUAAGCAGCGUCCAGUCUGUCUCAGGCCUGUUCUGUCCUAGCUGACCAGGUAGAUAUUCUGAUUAACUAAAAAUAAAUCAGAGAGGUCACAUGAUAGCGUUAGAUUAUAGUUUUCCAUCUAGAAGCCGUUUUUAUUAAGAUAAUGAUAAGCUAUGUUAUAUAUUGCCAAAUUACUUGAACAUGUAGGAGAUGCUGGCAGCCAAAAAAAAAAAAAAAACCUAUAAAAAAAAACAGUUUACUAGUGUGUGUGUGAAUGAGGGACUUUCAUAUAUGCAACAACUCCCACCACCCAAGGAGUUUCACCUGUAAACAUCAGCAGCAGUCAGCCUUCUUUUAAGGCUUUUAGCUUUUUUCUUUUUUAAUUCCCUUAAAGCUGAAUAAGAAUACAAUAGGAAAUGAUAGUCAAAAAUCAUAAUCGUCCCGUGUUUUACGGAAUAAAACUGCCUUCCUGUAUUACAAAAAUAAACAGAAUUAAACAUAAAUCGAAAUGCCAGACAUUUCUCUUUAUCAUCUUCGAAAUUUCCCAUUGUUUGUUUGACAUUAUUCUGUCCUUUCGUGUUGCAUUAAUAUAUCUACCAGGAAUAUUUCCAGAACUGCCAUUCGCUUAUUGCUCAGAGUAGACUCUGGUGUCUGAUAAGAGACAGAUAAAGACAUAGAUAAAAAACGAUGGCUGCCAGUAACGCAAACAAAGCUUGGGUUAUAGUGCAGCGCAGAAUUCCAAUCGUUUUGAGCGUACUUCUGUGGAGUAGAUUGUGGAGGUUUCUUGUUUUAUAAGACAAUGUAAUGCGUAUUAUAUUUUAAUAUGAAUCAGAGGCCGAUCAUUAUGCAUGACUGGUAGGUAAAUGCAUUAGCAGUGCAUCCCAAAUUGUAAUGCAUGACUACCCUCUGCACUGAUGAACCCAGGUGAUAUUGAACACCCCCCCCCCCUCCCUUCCCCUCCCCUCCCCUCCUCUCCCUGCCCCCCCACUCCUCUGUACCUCUGUCACAAACCCCAAGAGAAUUAGCAUUGAAGUAACACUUCAAGACAUGAUGGCUUUUCCUUAUGAAAUCUUGUAACCUUUUAUACUUGUUCCUUUUUAUAUAUACAAGCCUCCUGCGUUUCAUCACUUUCAUCAAGCCUUUCACUGAACGUGUACUUUCUGUGCUAACGUGUGGGUAGAAUACUAGCAGAUCAACAAUUAAUGCGACUGUGACAUUCUGUUUUUUAAUCAGUUUCAUUCUCUGCAGUUAUUAAGGUAGUAUAAAGGCCAAGUAAAAGUCAAGAUUAGGAAAGGGAAGGAGGGAGUUCCCAGCCUGGCUCAUGAGUACCAAACACGUUGCCAUCUUUUUUAUAUUGAAAAGGACUUAUUUCCACAAAUAUGUAAAAAAAGAAAAAAAAAAUUACGUAAUACAAGCGCUCCCCUUUCUCCAUAUUCUCAUUACAGGAUCAGGGACUAAUGCAGUGCGUAAGCUAUUCAAAUGAAUGCACUAUAGGCUUCGUCAGGGCUCUGUGAUUCAUGUUCACGCAAGUGUUAAGAGCAGUGCUCUUAAUUAUCAAGUUUAUUAAAAAAAAAAAAAAAAAAAAA
This is a messenger RNA of Acipenser ruthenus (sterlet), 5549 nucleotides long. RefSeq names its product forkhead box protein O3. NCBI's taxonomy places the organism in Eukaryota, Metazoa, Chordata, Actinopteri, Acipenseriformes, Acipenseridae. Gene Ontology annotation, biological process: regulation of transcription by RNA polymerase II. Gene Ontology annotation, molecular function: RNA polymerase II cis-regulatory region sequence-specific DNA binding; DNA-binding transcription factor activity, RNA polymerase II-specific. Gene Ontology annotation, cellular component: nucleus; mitochondrial matrix. Bases 965 to 2977 code for a protein of 670 amino acids. The transcript is spliced from 3 exons. The record is from RefSeq and is a predicted model, not a curated record.